Syngnathus acus (greater pipefish) is the source of this 1295-nucleotide messenger RNA. RefSeq names its product DnaJ (Hsp40) homolog, subfamily C, member 25 (gene dnajc25). Lineage: Eukaryota; Metazoa; Chordata; Actinopteri; Syngnathiformes; Syngnathidae. The transcript is spliced from 5 exons. Gene Ontology annotation, cellular component: endoplasmic reticulum membrane. Gene Ontology annotation, biological process: protein folding. The record is from RefSeq and is a predicted model, not a curated record. The coding region runs from base 62 to 1132 and encodes 356 amino acids.
GCGUACAGUAAAGCGCGUAGGCACCGCAAUAGUGCCUUGACAGCCACCGGUAGUCGUGGAGAUGGCUACGCCAGCGGAGUCCUGCUGUGGACGUGGUGGUGGGUCCGCAGUGCGGUCCUGGUGGUGGCUCUCCGCGCUAUUGUUGUCCUCGCUUCCUGUGGCAAGGGCGCUGGUGGAGGGUCUGUACUGCGGUACCGAGGUCUGCUAUGACGUGCUCGGGGUCACACGGGAGGCCUCCAAGGCGGAGAUCGCUCGAGCUUACCGGCAGCUGGCUCGCCGCUACCACCCGGACCGGUUCAGACCAGGAGAGCCUGGGUCGGAGGGAGAGACUGUGGAGUCAGCCCACAGAAAGUUUCUGCUCGUUGCUACGGCCUACGAGACUUUAAAGGAUGAGGACACUCGUAGGGACUACGACUACAUGCUCGACCACCCUGAGGAGUACUACCAGCACUACUACACUUACUACCGCCGACAGCUCACUCCCAAAGUGGACGUCAGGAUCGUAAUCCUCGUCACCAUAUGUGCCAUCUCACUUUUCCAGUAUUACAGUUGGCACAGCAGCUACAACGAGGCCAUAAACUGCCUGGCGAACGUCCCCAAGUAUCGGAUCCAGGCCACCCUGAUUGCCAAGGAGCAAGGCCUCCUGAACCGGACCAAGGAGAAGGGCAAGAACCGGCGCGCCAAAGAGGAGAUCCGGGAGCAGGAGGAGGAGGUGAUCCGUGACAUAAUCAAAACAAAAAUUGACAUCAAAGGUGGCUACCAGAAACCCAACCUGUCAGACAUCCUGCUGUGUCAGAUAGUGUUGUUCCCCUACUACCUGAUCAGCUAUGUGGCCUGGUAUGUCUCCUGGGUUUACCACUUCACCAUCUGCAGGGAGGAGUACGGUGACCAGGAGAAGCUUUACAUAAUCAGGAAGCACAUGAAGAUCUCACAGUCUCAAUUUGACAGACUGGAUGAAGCCACCAGGCAGUCCUUCUUGGAAAAACACCUCUGGGUCAAAGAAAACUUUGAGCUUUACAGAGCAGAACAGGAAGAGGAGAUGAAGGUGAAAAUGGCCACCGACCCGAAGAUGAAGAGGUACAGACGCUGGAGGAAGAACGAAGGACCAGGGAGGCUGACUUUCGACGACUGACAGCCAUAAAUUGUGACGUGCCUCAAUGCCAACAUACAUGGAUCAUGCCAGUGACAUGUGUGGACAUACAUACAGACAAACUGUUUAUAUUGAGAAAUAUUUUCAUAGAAAUGAGGCCUCAUGCAAGGACAAUUAAGUGGAAUAAAGUGUAAGCUGCAGAGGA